AUGAAGUUCGUUGCUGCCAUUUUGAACACCCUGGUCGUUGCCGUGAUUGUUUCGGUCCAUGGGGCCAGCGCCGUGAAGCUCCGAGGUGCCAUGGAAGCGUUGACUCGCAAGUUGCAGGACAAUGGAGCCGAUGUUGGAUGUAUCACUAUUACCGGCAUUGAUGGAACUGUCAGGACUCCUCAACCCUGCAACACCGCGGCUCCUGUUAGCCCCGGAACCGGAGGAGACUCCUCUUCUUCCGACAGUGAAGACUAG
This is a messenger RNA of Seminavis robusta, 255 nucleotides long. NCBI's taxonomy places the organism in Eukaryota, Bacillariophyta, Bacillariophyceae, Naviculales, Naviculaceae. The record is from the annotation of a GenBank genome assembly.